UCCCGAUGGAGGUGGCGCCGGAGCCCGGGCCGGGGCUCUGCUGCAAGCCAGGCGGGCGACUGGACAUGAAUCACGGCUUCGUCCACCACAUCCGACAGAACCAGCUCGCUCGGGACGACUACGACCGGAAGGUGAAGCAGGCGGCCAAGGAGAAGGCGAGGAGGCGGCUCACGCCCGCGCCCACGCGGCCCCGCAGGCCCGAUCUGCAGGUGUACCUGCCGCGACGCCGAGAUGCUUCUGCCCACCCCAGCAACCCAGACUAUGAGGAGUCUGGUGAAAGCAGCAGCAGUGGUGGCUCUGAGCUGGAGCCUUCUGGUCAUAAGCUCUUCUGCUUAGAAUAUGAGGCGGACAGCGGCGAGAUCACAUCUGUUAUCGUGUAUCAGGACGAUGACCCAGGAAGGGUGAGUGAGAAGGUGUCAGCACACACGCCUCUGGAUCCGCUCAUGCGAGAGGCCCUCAAGCUGCGUGUCCAGGAGGAGAUGGCAAAGCGACAGAACCGCCACUGA
This is a messenger RNA of Elephantulus edwardii (Cape elephant shrew), 506 nucleotides long. It is a transcript of the gene CUNH2orf68, whose product is annotated as chromosome unknown open reading frame, human C2orf68. The transcript is spliced from 4 exons. The coding region runs from base 6 to 506 and encodes 166 amino acids. Lineage: Eukaryota; Metazoa; Chordata; Mammalia; Macroscelidea; Macroscelididae. The record is from RefSeq and is a predicted model, not a curated record.